Messenger RNA from Copidosoma floridanum, 1864 nucleotides. It is a transcript of the gene eIF3j, whose product is annotated as eukaryotic translation initiation factor 3 subunit J. Gene Ontology annotation, molecular function: translation initiation factor activity. The record is from RefSeq and is a predicted model, not a curated record. Gene Ontology annotation, cellular component: cytoplasm; eukaryotic translation initiation factor 3 complex. Lineage: Eukaryota; Metazoa; Arthropoda; Insecta; Hymenoptera; Encyrtidae.
UCCGCUGUAGAUUUUUUUUUGUGCCCCAUCUAACCACAUAAUAAUUAGGGAAGAUAAAAUGUAGGGAGAUGAAAAAUGUCAUUUACGAGACUAGAAAUUACUGUGGCAACUGUGGGACAUUCAUUCUGGUUAUGAUCGAUCAUCGAGUGAAAUAAAAAUAUCUUGCCAUUUUGUUUGUCGCGUUGGCGCAUAACUCUUUCUCCAAAAUAUCAAAAACUUUGUAACAUGAACUAAACUGUGGUUAGAUAUCUAAACGCAAGAUUAAAUAGUAACUAAUUUUAUAAGCAUCUUUGUUAGGUAUAGUAUGCACGAGACAUGGAACGCAGGAACGGCCAUAGGUAUCACAGGCAUCCAUAUUCAGUCUUUCGACCUAAGGCAGCACAAAUAUAGGAGUCGUGUUUUCUACGCCAGUGAAAUUUUACAUGGACCUUCGCUCGUGAGUUGUAUUAAGUACAACUACAAUCUAUUCAUAGUACGAGCUUCGAUUUUUUUGUCUCUGUGCACUGUAGGCAAGCUAGGCGAAUCAUCAAUAUGGACGAUUGGGAGGAAAAGAUAAAUGAGGAGCCGCGCUUCGAGAUGCCCUCCAACAAGUGGGAAGGAGAAGACGAGGACGAGGAUGUUCUGGAUAGUUGGGAAGAUAUAAAUGAGGAAAAGAAAGAUGUGGAAAAGCCCCCAGAAGCUCCUAAAACUAAACCUAAACCUAAAAAAACUCUACAAGAAAAAAUUGAAGAAAAAGAGAGGAAAGCACGUGAAGAAGCCGAGAGGAAAGCAAAAGAGAAGGAAGAUGCCAUGACACCGGAAGAGCGACGAGCCGAAAUGCUGCGGCGUCAAAAACUCCAAGAAGAAGCGGAUCUUCGACUUGCAAUGGAGACUUUCGGUGUAACAGAGGGAUUAUCUGGAAUCGAUGCUAUGGUUCCCACUACUGCUGAUGAAUUCAAGGAACUCCAUGAUGCACUGAUCUCGAAAUUCAAUCAGCUUAAUAAGCAUGCAGAAUUUCCUUCAUUUGCUGAAGAGCUAAUAAAGAAUAUUUGUAUAACACUCAGCAUCACUUCUCUUAGAAAAGUGAAAACCACAGUAGAAAGUUUACACAAUGAAAAACUCAAAAUGGAGAAAGAAAAAGUUAAAAAAAGCAAGGGUAAAGGUAAAGCCAAGUUGAAGGUCGAGGGCGAUAGCGAAUACGGUGAUUUGGCGGCAUACGAUGCAAAUGAUUAUGAUGAUUUCAUGUAGCGACUUUGUACUGCUUCGUACAAUCUAGUCGCGUAAUAAAUCAGGCAUACCUGCGUUAUACAAAAAGAUGACUAACAAAUUUGUCAAAUAAGCACGAGUUUCUAUGCGCCGUCAGGAUCUGUGCGGUUGUAUUAUAGUUGCAAAGUGAAUUUUUCAUGCAUAUUUAUAUUGGUUUUAAAGUUCGGCAACAACACUCAAGAUCUUUGUAAACAAACAGAUAAAUUAAUUUUUUUUCUUUACAAGGUUGACUUAUCUGGACUAAUGGGAUGAAUGUUUUAAAAAUGGUUUAUUCUAUUGAUUAUUAACAAUAGAAUUUUUAUUAUUUGCUGAAAAAAUAUUUUUUCCACACACUAUGUGGUUCAUUUUAGAUAGAUAAAGAUUCUAGCAAAUGUUUGUAUCUUGAUGUGUCUAGAUAAAAAAAAAAUUGCAAUUUAAAGUAAAUUUUUUGUUUAUACAAUUAUUGAACAUUUAAUAUGGUCGCUCAUAGCGUUUACCCUCAAAUUUUUGAUGCAGUUCAAAAUAGAUGAAAAAAAAUUUCCGUAGAUUUUUUUGCUCAAUCAGUCUACACUAUUUUAUGCAUAAUUCCCAGACCAUAUUAUGAUCAACACUUUUUGUUCAAUUUUUUUUUUUUUUUUUU